AUGAAAGGCAAGCAGCCAGCCUGCGCCGAACCUGGACCCGAAACAAGCCUUGACGAACUGGACGUCUACCGCACCGCCCUCCGCCCGCCACCUCGACAGCCACCCGAUCCGAACACCGACCUGCCGACUCUAGGCGAAGAAGCUGGACCCAGCAGCGCUCCACGACCACAACUCGGCGCAGACCCGUCAGCCGCAAUUCCAUCUAAGCACCCUCUGCCCAGACCUCCCCAAAACCCCGAGAUCAUCGAGCUCCGCCUGGGGUUCGACCUGCACUCGCACGAAAUCGCCAUCGGCUUCGACACGGCGCGGCACGCCCGGCUCUACCAGCGGCGCAACCCAGAGGCGCGCAUCCUGCUGGACUCUGCGCCGCGGCAGGUGCUGCUGCCGCUGCACGAGGGCACCGAGACGCUCACGUGCGUGCCGGGAGGGAUGGUGCUCGUAUUCGGCACGCGCGCGAAGGCCGUGCGCUGGACGAGGCGCACUUUGCUGGCGCGCCUCGACGAGCGUUCGGGAGCGGCGGCGAUGCUGCCGCGGACGUGGGUUUCAAAGCAGCUGACUGACAUCAUCGUGCCGGGGGCGUCGGAGGCGAAGAGGCUGGGCGCUCUUGUGGAGGGCGAUGCGGCUCGGGCUGCAUGUGAGCCUGCGCGAGGGCUGGGGAACGAUUGCGAGGACUUGGGGCGGGACCUUAGAGGGGGCAGGGUUUCGCACGAGCAGGCUAAAGGGUCUUGUUUCAUGGGCUUGCGGCAGAGGAUGGACUUGUGGUUUCGGAGAAAGGGACGUUAUACGGCGAAUGCUGCGCGAUGCGGCUGA
Pyricularia oryzae 70-15 is the source of this 810-nucleotide messenger RNA. RefSeq lists its product as uncharacterized. The coding region runs from base 1 to 810 and encodes 269 amino acids. The transcript has a single exon. Lineage: Eukaryota; Fungi; Ascomycota; Sordariomycetes; Magnaporthales; Pyriculariaceae. The record is from RefSeq and is a predicted model, not a curated record.